Messenger RNA from Lepidothrix coronata (blue-crowned manakin), 7911 nucleotides. RefSeq names its product protein tyrosine phosphatase, receptor type Z1 (gene PTPRZ1). Lineage: Eukaryota; Metazoa; Chordata; Aves; Passeriformes; Pipridae. Gene Ontology annotation, molecular function: protein tyrosine phosphatase activity. The record is from RefSeq and is a predicted model, not a curated record. Gene Ontology annotation, biological process: peptidyl-tyrosine dephosphorylation.
GGGCGAGAGGUGCAUCAGCCCGCGGAGGCAGCGGGCGGGCAGGAGGUUGAGAGGCAUCUGGGCAGGCAGACAGGCAGGCAGGCAGUCGGGAGGAGACGAGGAACGAUUUGGACAUGCUCAUUCUCGGGCGCUUGGUUGCCUGCAUCCACCUCGUCUGUAUCCUCAGAGUGGAUUUGGUGUAUGGAUACUACAGACAACAGCGGAAAUUGAUUGAAGAGAUUGAUUGGUCAUAUACAGGAACUUUGAACCAAAAGAACUGGGGCAAGAAAUAUUCAACCUGUAAUGGUGCCAAACAAUCGCCUAUUAAUAUAGAUGAAGAUCUUACCCAAGUAAAUGUGAAUCUGAAGAAACUUAAAUUCCAUGGAUGGGAAAAGGAAACUCUGGAAGAUACUUUCAUUCGCAACACUGGCAAAACAGUGGAAAUUAAUCUGACAAGUGAUUAUUAUGUAAGUGGAGGUGGGUUAGACACCAUAUUCAAAGCAAGCAAGAUCACUUUUCACUGGGGAAAAUGCAACGCAUCAUCAGAUGGAUCAGAACAUAGUUUAGAAGGACAAAAAUUUCCUCUUGAGAUGCAAAUCUACUGCUAUGAUGCAGAUCAGUUUACAGAUUUUGAAGAGGCAGUUAAAGGAAAUGGAAAAUUAAGAGCUUUAUCAAUUUUGUUUGAGGUUGGACUAGAAGAUAAUCCAGAUUAUAAUGCAAUCAUUAAUGGAGUAGAUAGUGUUAGUCGUUUCGGAAAACAGGCUGCCUUAGAACCAUUUAUUUUGCUGAAUCUUUUGCCGAAUGCAACAGACAAAUAUUACACUUAUAAUGGAUCUUUAUCAGCUCCUCCAUGCUCUGAAACAGUUGAAUGGAUUGUGUUUAAAGAUACCAUAAGUAUUUCUGAAAACCAGUUAGCUGUAUUCUGUGAAGUCCUUACAAUGCAGCAGUCUGGCUAUGUUAUGCUGAUGGACUACCUACAAAACAACUUUAGAGAACAGCAAUAUAAGUUCUUUGGGCAAGUGUUUUCCUCUUACACUGGACAAGAAGAAAUUCAUGAAGCAGUGGAUGGAGAAGACCAAACUAAGCAUGAGUUUCUGACAGAUGGGUAUCAGGACUUGGGGGCUAUUCUAAAUAAUCUGCUGCCCAAUACAAGUUAUGUUCUUCAGAUAGUUGCUGUUUGCUCUAAUGGUCUAUAUGGAAAAUACAGUGACCAAGUCAUUGUGGAUAUGCCUUUAGAGGACACAGAGGCUGACCUCAUUCCUGAACUGAAUGAAACUGAAGAAUAUGAGGAUGAAGUUGAUGAAAAGGAAACAGAGGUGGAUGAAGAAACUGCAAUGGUUCCUAGCACUGACAGUACAAUAAACCAGUUGAGGAGAGAUUUCCAGGUGAUUACAUCCAGCUACAGUCAAGAAAAAAUGGGGACAAAUCUCCAUGAAGCUAAAACAAAUAGAUACUUUACAAGAGAGGAAGAAUUGCGUAGCAAGGAUAAUGUUUUCAAAGCAGUUUAUUAUGCUACUUCUCCACCUGUUGGUGAAAUUUCUGAAGAGGAAGAUCAUUUUUUGGAGUCCCAAACAAUUACUGGAAUUCCUCCUCAGCUCAUCGACUCCACCAAAGGCGUAGAAGAAGAAUACAUAUACCUUUCUUCAGGCACUGAACCAACAAGAAUAGCCACUACUGGCCACAGUGACAAAGAUUUCUUACUGUCUCCUUUUAAACCUGAUGAGGAAUCUGAUGACUUCUGGAGUUCAGUUCCUACCACUUCUUCAGCACAGCUGGUUAGAGAGGAGACCUCCCAAGAAGAUACCCUUCCUUCAGGAAGUCCAGAUAUAAGUGUGCAUGAUGUUCUUUCCCAAGGCUCCAUUAAAUAUGUUUCAGAAGGUGCAGCACCCUCAAGCUCUGAUGAGCCUCCAAAGCAUACUUCAACUGAUGGAUAUUUAUGGCUUCAUAAUGCUACAGGUCCAACAACUCAAUCUGUUGAUACAUCAGCUAGUAGGCAAUUGUCUCAGAUCAGUUACACUGAUGCUUAUGUAGAGGCAUUAAAGCCAGCUACAUUGCCCUCUUCCAGCAGCCCAGUGAUUUCACAAGACACUUCAGAUGCGGAUUUAGAAUUGCCACAUUAUUCUACCUUUGCUUUCUCCUCUGCUGAAUUAUCACCUCACUCUAUCUCUUCAAGCUCUGGAGAAUUUGGUUCUGCUUCUGCUGCCAGUGAGGUACUCUCUCAGACAACUCAGCCAGUCUAUAAUGGUGAGAUACCUCUUCAACCUUCCUACAGUAGUGAAGUGUUUCCUCUAGUCACCCCUUUAUUGUUUGACUCUCAGAUGCUCGACUCUACCCCUGCUGCAUCAGAUAGUGAUGUGACCUUGCAUGCUACACCUGUAUUUCCCAGUGUUGAUGUGUCAUUUGAACCCACCCUGUCUUCCUAUGAUGAUAUACCUUUGCUUACAUUUUCCUCUGCUUCCUCCAGUAGUAAAAUGUUUCACCGUUUGUAUACAGUUUCUCAAAUGUUUCCACAAAGUGCUACUCCAGCUGUUGCAAGUGAUAAGGUGUCCCUGCAUGCUUCUUUGACGUUGGCAGAGGGUGAUACAUUAAUACAGCCAAGCCUUGCUGAAUAUGCUGAUGUGGUGUCACAUCAGACCACUCAUGCUGCUUCAGAGACACUGAUAUUUGGUCAUAAUAGAACUCACAUAUUUUCUCAAGUUGAACCAUCCAGCAGUGAUUUAAAUGUGCAUGUACUCUCUACAAUGUCUGAACUUCCUUAUGCUUUGUCUGGUAAUGUGGGCUCCCUCCAAAGCUUUACUGUUUCCUAUGACUCUUCAGAAUUUGUGCAUGAUUCUGUUGACAUAUUUCAUCAAGAUCCUUUAUUUAGCAGCUAUAACAAUGUACUGGUGCAUAAACCUUCUUCUGUAAUAUCACAAGCUGAUACUUUGCUGCAGCCUACACACUCUCUAUCUAGUGACAUGGAUUGGUCUGAAGCAUACUCUGGUAGUGAGUCCCUUUUGCCUGAUACAGAUACUUUGAUGAUACUUAAUGUUUCUUCCUCUGAUUCUGUAGAUGAGAUUCUAUAUGAAUCGUCCGGGUUUAGUGAUGUUAAUAACAUGCUCCAAAAAGGUGAUGUUAUAUAUGGAGAUAAGAGAGAACUGAAAAUUUCCUCCUCCUUAAGUGAAGUGUCUUCCAGUGCUCAAAGUAAAGUGAUACAUGAACUUUCUGCAUCUGUUUCUAAUAAUGAUGUAAUUAAGCAGAAUACAUCUCUGCAAGAAAGCCCACUUCCUGUUUCUAGCACAAAGGGAAUACUUCCAGUCUCUUUUGCUUUUCCCACUACUAAGAUAUUUGAUGAUGAUAUUAGUAAACUUACAGAAAAUCACCUUUCUGUUCAGCCUUUGCAUGUUACAACUCCGGCCUUUGACGACACUUUGCUUAAACCUAUGCUUAGUGCAAGCUCAGAUCAAGCUCUCUCUGCCCCUGCUUAUAGCAAAAUGUUAUCCUCGACUCAGCUGUACUUUUAUGAGACCUCAGCUACCUUAAAUAAUGAAGCGUUACUGCAGUCCUCCUUCCAAUCUUCUGACGAUGGCACUCUGCUUAACACAGUUGCGGUUGUGCCUAGUGAUCCGGUAUUGGCUGAAAGUUCAAGGGUUCAUAAAGAUAGUUCUACAUUUGACCAAAUAUUGCAUCAAAUGGCACCAGGUUCUGCUACAACUGAAAUCAAGCUGCAUCCUACAUCUCCACCUUCUGUUGCUGAUAUGAUGUCAAACACUUUUAGUAAGCCCACAGCGUCACUUCAAGGUUUAUCUGUUUCUUAUGCGAGUGAGGAGUAUGUUUCAUCCAGUUUGUUUAACAGUGAAGUUUUUCAGAAGGUUAUGCCUUCAUUGUACAGUAGUGAUGUUUCAUUCCAGCUGACCAGUUUAGAAAAUACAAAUGCCUUUCCCCUCCAAGCAGCAAAUGCCGUAACAACUCCCUUCCUAAGAGGUGAUACAUUACCACACGUAGCUACUCCUACAGACAGCCGUAUCUCUUCAAGUGUUUUUGAAACAAGUGAGACUGCCAGUGUCUCUUCAAGUUCCACACAUGGUUUUGAUCCUGUUCAUAUGCCUGCAGUUGUUUCUGUUUCUGAUGUGUCUGUUCAUCGCACUCUUCCUUUACCAAAUGUACAUAUUUCAGUUACGGGUGUUCCUUCCAAAAGUGAGAUCCCCGUAACUUCGAGUAGUUUGCUGAUUCCUUCUAGAGAAUCCUCUGGGUUGUCUCCCAGUAUCAUGUCCAGUACCGAUUUGUGGCCUCCUGUAGUUGAGGAUGACUACGAUGAAUAUGAUGAUGGCUUCCCUGUAAGUAACUGAUCUCAUAGAGAAGAUGAGGAUAUGGUAGUAGAGGAUCAAAAUACAAAGGUAAACAAUAACGAGGAUCAGAGUAACCUAAUUAUAAGCUCACAUUCUGAGAAACCUGAAGAAGAUAAAUUUUCAGCUGCUGCAUCAGACAGUCAGAUAAACCAUGCCAUGGACAGACGUAAUUAUACAUCCAUACCAACUUUGACAGCAAGUGUGAUACCUAAGAAGCACAACGACCCAACAGUUUUGGAGAACCACUUUCAGACUUCUAGUGUCCAGUUGCAAAACACAUCAGAGUCUAAGUCUUGGGCUGUUUUUACAAGUGAUGAAGAAAGUGGUUCUGGCCAAGGUACCUCAGAUAGCCUUAAUGAUAAUGAAACUUCAACAGAUUUCAGUUUUCCUGACUUUAAUGAGAGAGACACUGAAGGGGCAGUUGAAGCAGGUAACUCAGAAUUAACUCCUGGAUCAUCACAGUCAUCAGCCUCAUCUGUUACUAGUGAUCACUCAUCAGUAUUCAACAUCUCUGAGGCAGAGGCAAGUAAUAUUAGCCAUGAGUCUCGUAUUGGUCUAGCUGAGAGUCUGGAAUCAGAGAAGAAGACAGUUAUACCACUUGUGGUCGUAUCAGCCCUGACUUUUAUCUGUCUAGUGGUUCUUGUGGGUAUUCUCAUUUACUGGAGGAAAUGUUUCCAGACUGCUCACUUUUAUUUAGAAGAUAAUACAUCACCUCGAGUGAUUUCUGCUCCCCCAGCUCCAAUCUUCCCAGUCUCAGAUGAUGUUGGAGCAAUUCCAAUAAAGCAUUUUCCAAAACAUGUUGCAGAUUUACAUGCAAGUAAUGGUUUUUCUGAAGAAUUUGAGACACUGAAAGAGUUUUAUCAGGAAAUCCAGAGCUGUACUGUAGAUCUAGGUAUUACAUCAGACAGCUCUAAUCACCCUGACAACAAGAAUAAGAAUCGAUACAUAAACAUUGUUGCUUAUGAUCAUACUAGGGUUAAAUUAGCCCAGCUUGCAGAAAAGGAUGGAAAACUGACUGAUUACAUUAAUGCCAACUACGUCGAUGGCUACAACAAGCCAAAAGCCUACAUUGCAGCUCAAGGGCCACUAAAAUCGACAGCAGAAGAUUUCUGGAGAAUGAUAUGGGAACAUAACGUAGAAGUUAUUGUGAUGAUAACUAAUCUCGUUGAGAAAGGAAGGAGAAAAUGUGACCAGUACUGGCCUGCCGAAGGCAGUGAAGAAUAUGGGAACUUCUUGGUUACUCAGAAGAGUGUUCAUGUACUUGCCUAUUACACUGUGAGGAAUUUUACUCUUAGAAACACCAAAAUCAAAAAGGGUUCCCAGAAAGGGAGGUCUAGUGGACGUGUAGUAACUCAGUACCAUUAUACCCAGUGGCCUGACAUGGGUGUUCCAGAAUAUACAUUGCCUGUUCUCACCUUUGUGCGGAAGGCGUCACAUGCAAAGCGCCACGCCAUCGGGCCUGUUGUGGUUCAUUGCAGUACCUCACCUUUGAUGGAACAUUUGGAAAGAGAACCUCCUCAUGAAUUCUGUCCUUCUGGAGCUGACUCUGAGGAAGCCAACAGUGCUGGCGUUGGAAGGACAGGCACAUACAUAGUGUUAGACAGCAUGCUGCAGCAAAUUCAGCAUGAAGGGACAAUCAACAUAUUUGGAUUCUUAAAACACAUACGUACCCAAAGGAACUACUUGGUGCAGACUGAGGAGCAAUACAUCUUCAUUCACGAUGCAUUGGUUGAAGCAAUACUCAGUAAAGAAACAGAAGUCCUUGAGACCCACAUUCAUGCCUAUGUUAAUGCUCUCUUGAUACCUGGACCAACAGGAAAGACCAGACUGGAGAAACAAUUCAAGCUACUGAGCCAGUCUAACACACAGCAGUGUGAUUAUUCAACUGCACUCAAACAGUGUAACAGAGAAAAGAACCGAACUUCAUCUAUCAUUCCUGUGGAAAGAUCUAGAGUGGGUAUCUCAUCACUGUCUGGUGAAGGGACAGACUACAUCAAUGCUUCCUAUAUUAUGGGUUAUUAUCAAAGUAAUGAAUUCAUUAUUACCCAGCAUCCCUUACUACACACUAUCAAGGAUUUCUGGAGAAUGAUAUGGGACCAUAAUGCCCAGCUAAUAGUCAUGCUUCCUGAUAGCCAGAAUAUGGCUGAAGAUGAAUUUGUAUAUUGGCCAAACAAAGAUGAGCCUAUAAACUGUGAGAGUUUCAAAGUCACUAUGAUUGCUGAAGAACACAAGUGUCUGUCUAACGAGGAGAAGCUCAUAAUCCAAGACUUUAUUUUAGAAGCUACACAGGAUGACUAUGUACUUGAAGUGAGGCAUUUUCAGUGUCCAAAAUGGCCAAAUCCUGAUAGUCCUAUUAGUAAAACUUUUGAACUGAUCAGCAUCAUCAAAGAGGAAACUUCCAACCGUGAUGGGCCCAUGAUUGUACAUGAUGAGCAUGGAGGGGUGACAGCAGGAACUUUCUGUGCACUGACAACUCUGAUGCAUCAACUGGAAAAUGAGAAUUCAGUGGAUGUCUACCAUGUAGCGAAGAUGAUAAAUUUGAUGAGGCCUGGAGUCUUUACAGACAUUGAACAGUACCAGUUUCUGUACAAAGCUAUUCUCAGCCUUGUCAGCACAAGGCAAGAAGAAAACCCUUCGGCAUCUAUGGACAGUAAUGGCUCAGCUUUACCCGAUGGAAAUGCAGCUGAAAGUUUAGAAUCUUUAGUUUAAUUAACACAUCAAAUUAAACGUACACAUCACUACAUCACACCAGUCACACCUGUAGUUUACCAUUAUUAUUUUCAGUUUUAUACUUUGGGUGGGGAAAAUCUGUGCAGUCUCUCUAUAUAUAAUCAAAUCCCAGCCGUUGCUCAAACCAACAGUCUUUUCUGUUACAUACAACUUUACUGUGGAACUCUUAUCAUUAACAAUGUGUGCCUUUUCUUGAAAGAUUACUUGUAAUACAUUGUUAUGUCUGGACUAACUUGAUUGACUUUUACAGUGUUUCUAAGAAUUGAAUUGUGGUAUGAUUUUUUCAGUAUUAGUUUUUUGAUUUAUCUGGCUUUACUUUUAACUUAAAAUUAUCAUAUUUAUAGAUGUUAGGGAAUCCUCAAUUACAAACAUGCAAUGGGUUUAGUAUUUGAUCUAUUUGCUGUAUUUAUAACAAUUUACAUUUGCUAGAAAUAUAACUUUUAAUAUAGUAGAAUGUAAAUAAAAUACUGUUCUACAUAACAUUCAACAUUUUAAGACUUCUAUUAGACAUUUAGAAUAGUAAUCUGAUACUUACUGUAAAUACUGCUACUUCUGUAGUGAUCCAUGGACCAAAUUUAUAUUUAUAAUUGUAGAUUUUUAUAUUUUACUACAGAGUCAGUUUUCUAGUUCUGUGUAAUUGCCUUGUUAAAAAGUUGUAGUCAGUAUGUUUUUAUUUUAACAAAGUCUUCUGAUAUAUAAUUGUGCAUCUUAAGCAAUUUACCUUCAUAUAGCUGCAUGUGAUUUUAACUUUUUGUGGGAACUAGAAACCACUUGUUUUGAAAUGAGAAGUUUUUAUGAGAAUAACACUGUAUUUGGCAUUGUUAAAUUGUUUUUACCUAUGGCAUUGCAAAAAAUAAAUAUAAAUAUUACAGUC